AUGAUACCUGAUAUAUUAUCAUUAACUUUGGCAACUGAUGAUAAGUAUAAUGGAGAUUCUUUUGGUAUUACCGAGUCUAUGAAGGAUGAAGAAAUAAAAAUGAUUCGAUCUUCUAAUGAUUGUGUUCAAAAAUUGCGAGAAAAUGUCGAAGCUGGAAUGGCUAUGGAUGAUAAAAAAAUUGCUCGUUUAAAAUUUCUCUUAGAAAAAUCUAAAAUUUAUACCUUAAUUCUUAGUGAAAAAUUACAAAAACAACAGGUUUUGUGUAAUGAAAUAAAAAAAAGACUAAAAUCUUCUGAAAAAGAAAAAGAGAAGAUGAAUAGUAAGUUCGCUGACUCCAGUUUAUCGGGUUAUUCCGGAUUUUACGAAAAACAAGAGGGAAAUAUUUCGAAAUUUGCUAAGAAUAAAAUUUUAGUAAAAAAUAAAAAAGUUAUUGAUAAAUCUAAGACUGCUCAUGGGAAUUACAGUAUUACAGAUUAUUUUACUAAAAAGGAAAUAGAUGAUAUUGUUUCAGCAAAGUCUGUGACAGAGAUAUUACAUGAAACUGAAAUUGAAAAUAAUAAAUUUAAAAAUUGUUCUGAUGCUAAUCCUUCUGAAACGUCAUUUACUUUUGUUUCUCAGCCAAAAUUAGUUACCGGAUGUGUUUUACGUGAUUAUCAGCUUGCUGGUGUAGAAUGGUUAGCAUCACUUUAUGAAAAUGGUUUGAAUGGAAUUCUUGCAGACGAAAUGGGUUUAGGGAAGACGCUUCAAACUAUUUCUUUCUUGGCUUUUUUACGUGAAAAGGGAACGUAUGGACCUUUUUUAAUUGCUACGCCUUUGUCUACUAUUAGUAAUUGGGUUUCUGAGUUUAAAAGAUUUACUCCUGAAAUUCCUGUUCUUUUAUAUCAUGGAUCUAAACAAGAACGUUCUGAUCUUCGAAAAAACAAAAUGGGAGCUGUACAUCCUGAUUUUCCUAUUAUUGUAACUUCCUAUGAAAUAAUUAUGAAUGAUAGGCAGUAUUUGAAGCAUUAUCAAUGGAAAUAUAUCGUAGUUGAUGAAGGGCAUCGUAUUAAAAAUCUAAAUUGUAGAUUGAUUCGUGAACUUAAAGGUUAUGAUUCUGCAAAUAGACUGCUUUUAACGGGAACACCUCUUCAGAAUAAUUUAACAGAACUUUGGAGUUUACUUAAUUUCCUUUUGCCCGAUAUUUUUGACGAUUUGGAUUUGUUUCAAAGCUGGUUUGAUUUUUCUGCAUUUCAAGAUAAGAAUCAAAAUACAUUGUUUCAUGAUAUGGAUAUAAUAUCUACUCUCCAUUGUAUUUUGAAACCUUUUCUUUUACGUCGUUUAAAAGCUGAUGUGGAGCAAUUUGUUUCAAAAAAGAGGGAAUAUAUUCUUUAUGCCCCUAUGACUGUUUAUCAAAAUGAACUUUAUAAUGCUAUUUUAAAUAAAAAUAUUCAGAAUAAAUUAAUGGAAAAGAAUCUUGAUUUUGCUGACAAUCUAUCUUUAAAAGCUGAUGAUGAGGAUUUAUCUAUUCAAGAUUCUCGUCCUUCAAAAUAUCUUAAACUUAGCCGGUUUGUUCCUCGUAAAACUCGGUCUAAGAUUUCAUAUUGUGAACUAAGCGAUGAUGAAUCUCUUGAUCGUUUAGAUAAAUUCGUAUCUAAGGGAGAUGUAAUUAAACGCGAGCAUUCGUAUAAAGAAAAGCACGAAAAUCAUAUUUCUCAAUUAAAAUUGCAGAAUCUUGUCAUGCAAUUGAGAAAAGUAUGUAAUCAUCCUUAUAUGAUAGAUUUUCCUACUCAUCUUAAUACAAAUGAAUUUUUAAUUGAUGAAAAUAUUGUGAAUAUGUCAGGAAAAAUGUUGCUAUUACGACGUCUUCUUGUUGCUCUUUUUAAAGAUGAUCAUAAAGUUUUAGUUUUUAGUCAAUUUUCGAAAAUGCUUGAUAUUAUUGAACUAUGGGCUGUUGAUAUACAGAAGUGGGAAAUAUGUAGAAUAGAUGGUCUUACUAAGCAGAAUGAAAGGAAAGAACAGAUAGAAGAGUUUUAUAAAAAUCCAGAUAUAAAGUUAUUUUUGCUAUCUACUAGAGCAGGAGGGUUAGGUAUUAAUCUUACAGCAGCUGAUACUGUGAUUAUUUUUGAUUCGGAUUGGAAUCCACAGCAGGACCUUCAGGCUCAAGAUCGAGUUCAUCGUAUUGGUCAAACCAAGCCAGUUAUUGUAUAUCGUUUGAUUUCUGCAAAUACUAUUGAGAAUAAAAUAUUAGAAAAGGCUAAUGCAAAACGGCGCCUUGAAGAACUUGUUAUUCAAAAGGGCAAAUUCAAGUCGCUUAUGCCAACUUUAUUUUCUAAAAAUGAUAUAGAAGAGCUAUCUUCAAUGCUUUUAUCUGAAGAUCCAAAGAAAAUCAUUUUAGAAGAGGGAAAUGAUGAAAUUCUUUCAAAUGAGGAUUUAGAAAGUCUUUUAGAUAGAAGUGAUGAAGCAUAUUUGAAUUUAGAAAAGAAAAAUAUUACAUGUGUAAAUUAUAGAUUUGUAGAUUAA
Molecule: messenger RNA, 2499 nt
Organism: Pneumocystis jirovecii RU7
Lineage: Eukaryota; Fungi; Ascomycota; Pneumocystomycetes; Pneumocystales; Pneumocystaceae
Exons: 8
Coding region: 1-2499 (832 amino acids)
Biological process (GO): DNA methylation-dependent constitutive heterochromatin formation; pericentric heterochromatin formation; lymphocyte proliferation
Cellular component (GO): nucleus; pericentric heterochromatin
Molecular function (GO): chromatin binding; ATP binding; ATP-dependent chromatin remodeler activity
Source: RefSeq, a predicted model, not a curated record